AAUCUUCAAACUCUUUCCAUAUAAAAAUCUCUCUCUUCUUCUAUCCCUGUUUGAUCUUUUCUAGAGAAAAUGAGUGGAGGCAAGCCUUCUUCAAAAAGGAAAGGAGUUGAAAAAUAUGAAGAUGCAUCAGUAAAUACAGAAGUAGAACUUCAUGUUGAACAUGAGGCUAUUUUUCAUGAUCACGUACCAAUUGUUUCAUAUUACAACGACCGUAUCACACCUCUCCUUGAUGCAGUGGACCGGCUGAGGCAACUCCAGGUAGUGAAAGAAGGCAUACAACUUCCAACCAUUGUUGUUGUUGGCGAUCAAUCUUCAGGCAAAUCCAGUGUUCUUGAAUCGUUGGCUUGUAUCAAUCUUCCUCGUGGCGAUGGAAUUUGCACUAGAGUGCCUCUCAUUAUGAGGCUUAAACAUCACCCAUCUCUUGUACCAGAGAUUUUCUUGCAGUUCAAUGACAAAACAGUGCCUACUGAUGAAGCCCACGUUGCUGAUGCUAUCAAUCUUGCCACUGAUGAGAUUGCAGGAAACGGUAAGGGCAUAUCUAACACUGAAUUAACUCUUGUAGUGAAAAAGAAUGGUGUUCCUGAUCUUACUCUUGUUGAUCUCCCUGGAAUCACAAGAGUUCCUGUUCAUGGUCAACCUCGAGAUAUCUAUGAGCAGAUAGCAAAUAUUAUAAUGAAGUAUAUAAGUCCUGAUGAGAGUGUUAUCCUUAAUGUUUUGUCUGCGAGCGUUGAUUUUUCCACAUGCGAAUCCAUAAUGAUGUCAAAGAAAGUCGACAAGAACGGUGAGAGGACUCUUGCUGUGGUUACAAAGGUUGAUAAAUCACCUGAAGGGUUACUUGAGAAGGUCACUAGAAAUGAUGUGAAUAUAGGCCUUGGUUAUGUGUGUGUUAGAAACCGUAUUGGUAACGAGUCUUAUGAGGAUGCAAGGAAGGAAGAAGCUGCACUGUUUGCUACACAUCAACUUUUGUCCAAGAUUGAUAAAUCUACAGUGGGUAUUCAAGUUUUGGCUCAAAAACUGGUGCGAAUUCAGGCCAAUAUUAUUGCCAAGUGUUUGCCUGAUAUCGUCAGAAAGAUUGAUGAGAAGUUGAAAGCGAGUAUUUCAGAGCUGAAUAGGAUGCCCAGGAGGUUGUUGUCAGUUGCUGAGGUCAUGGCAGCUUUAACAGGCAUUAUUGGAUCUUCCAAGGAGUCUUUGAGGAAAAUCCUUGUAAGAGCGGAAAUUGAUGAAUACCCAGAUGAAAAAGAAAUGCACUGCACUGCUAGAUUGGUUGAAAUGCUCAAUCAAUUCUCAACUGAACUUCAUAAGUGCUCUGACCAUACAAAGAAUUUUAUGAUAAAUGAGAUUGAGGUUUUGGAGGAAAGAAAAGGGAUUGCAUUGCCCAAUAUCCUAAUUCCUCACACUGCCAUCCUUACCAUCCUGCAGCCAAAGUUUGAAGAAAUAUCAGAACUACCAAUAGGGUUUGUUGAAAAAGUGUGGACUUACAUUGAAGGUGUGGUCAUUUCAGUUUUGGAUCGUCACUCGGAGAACUAUCUCCAACUUCAGUUAUUUAUCAGACGAGUAGCCCAUAAACUUGUAUCUAAAAUGAAAGACCGGUCCAUUGAUUGGGUAACAGAGAUCGUUCAGAUGGAGAAGGGAACGGAUUACACAUGUAACCCAGAAUAUAUGAAGGAGUGGAACGAGCUCAUGGCACAGCAGCGUGCAGUCAUUGACAACAUGACGAAAUUUGGAUUUUCCAAGGUGACGAUUGAUGGCUCGAGAGAGGUUGUAGUGGAACAUCUUAGGGGUCAUAAGCAUGUUCUUCUUCAAGCUUUUGACUUGAAGAUGAGGCUGAUUGCUUACUGGAAGAUUGUCUUGAUGAGGUUGGUUGACAAUAUGGCUCUGCAUGUCCGGCUCAGCAUCCGAAACUUGGUGAACAAGGAGAUGGAAAAGGAGAUUGUUAAUGCGUUGUUGGGUACUGGUGGUGGUGUUGCAAUAGAAAGAAUGUUAGAGGAACCUCCAUCUGUUGCUAGCAAGCGUGAGAGGCUGAACACAAGUAUCAAGUUGUUGAGGGAGUCUAAAGAGGUGCUGGCAAAUAUCAGAGACAAAAUUGAAUGUGGUGAUCACUAGCGCUUAACAGAUUAUGGAGCUUGUAAUGCUUUUCUUGUUUCUUUUAGUUAAUAGAUUAGUUCUAUUAUGGUGUUUGUUAUCUACUAUGAGCUUCUGGUUUGCUAAUUAAGCUAAGAUACUAUGAAUGUAUUACAGUGUGUGAUGGUGAACUUUGUGAGGUGAUUUGGGUAACUGAGUCUGCAAAAUUGGAUUUCUUUUGUGCUGCAUAUUUUGCUAUCUCAUCCGAUAGUUUCCAUGCGCAAGCCCUUCAAAUGUUUAAUCCCAUACCCUUCUAUGUUCUGUUUUC
Populus nigra (black poplar) is the source of this 2389-nucleotide messenger RNA. Its product is annotated as dynamin-related protein 4C-like. The transcript has a single exon. Gene Ontology annotation, cellular component: membrane; cytoplasm; microtubule. Gene Ontology annotation, molecular function: microtubule binding; GTPase activity; GTP binding. Lineage: Eukaryota; Viridiplantae; Streptophyta; Magnoliopsida; Malpighiales; Salicaceae. Bases 70 to 2103 code for a protein of 677 amino acids. The record is from RefSeq and is a predicted model, not a curated record.